This is a messenger RNA of Myotis lucifugus (little brown bat), 5955 nucleotides long. RefSeq names its product inhibin beta A subunit (gene INHBA). Gene Ontology annotation, molecular function: cytokine activity; growth factor activity; hormone activity. The transcript has 3 exons. The record is from RefSeq and is a predicted model, not a curated record. Lineage: Eukaryota; Metazoa; Chordata; Mammalia; Chiroptera; Vespertilionidae. The coding region runs from base 225 to 1505 and encodes 426 amino acids. Gene Ontology annotation, cellular component: extracellular region. Gene Ontology annotation, biological process: BMP signaling pathway; SMAD protein signal transduction.
AGUAUAAAAGUUCACAGAGCCAAUACCAUGAAGAGGAACUCAGACAGCUCUAACCACAUGAUACAAGAGGCUGCUGGUGAAAGAGAGAGCCCCGGAAAGAGAAUUUGCUGAAGAGGAGAAGGAAAAAACCCAACCCAAACCAAACCAAACAAAAAACCUGUGCGUGAGGGGGGAGGAAAAGCAGGGCCUUUAAAAAGGCAACCACAACAACUUUUGCUGCCAGGAUGCCCUUGCUUUGGCUGCGAGGAUUUCUGUUGGCGAGUUGCUGGAUUAUAGUGAGGAGUUCCCCUGCCCCGGGAUCCGAGGGGCACAGUGCGGACCCUGCCUGCCCGUCCUGUGCACUGACCACCCUGCCCAAGGAUGUACCCAGCGCUCAGCCGGAGAUGGUGGAGGCCGUCAAAAAGCACAUUUUAAACAUGCUGCACUUGAAGAAGAGACCCGAGGUCACCCAGCCGGUGCCCAAGGCGGCGCUUCUGAAUGCGAUCAAAAAGCUCCAUGUGGGCAAAGUGGGGGAGAACGGGUACGUGGAGAUAGAGGAUGACAUCGGAAGGAGGGCAGAAAUGAAUGAACUGAUGGAGCAGACCUCAGAGAUCAUCACGUUCGCGGAAUCAGGCACUACCAGGAAGACGCUGCACUUUGAGAUUUCCAAAGAGGGCAGUGACCUGUCCGUGGUGGAGCGUGCAGAAGUCUGGCUCUUCCUAAAAGUCCCCAAGGCCAACAGGAACAGGACCAAAGUCACGAUCCGUCUCUUUCAGCAGCUGAAGCACCCGCAGGGCAGCUUGGACACAGGGGAUGAGGCCGAGGCCGUUGGAUUAAUGGAGGAGAGGAGUGAACUGUUGAUAUCGGAAAAGGCAGUGGAUGCUCGAAAGAGCACCUGGCACAUCUUUCCCGUCUCCAGCAGCAUCCAGCGGUUGCUGGACCAGGGCCGGAGCUCCCUGGACAUUCGGAUUGCCUGCGAGCAGUGCCACGAGACUGGUGCCAGCCUGGUGCUCCUGGGCAAGAAGAAGAAGAAAGAAGAGGACGGGGAAGGAAAGAAAAAGGCCGGAGGAGAAGGAGGGGUGGGAGGAGACGAGGAGAAGGAGCAGUCCCACAGACCUUUCCUCAUGCUGCAGGCCCGGCAAUCGGAAGACCACCCCCAUCGGAGACGGCGGCGGGGCUUGGAGUGUGACGGCAAGGUCAACAUCUGCUGUAAGAAACAGUUCUUUGUUAGUUUCAAGGACAUCGGCUGGAAUGACUGGAUCAUCGCUCCCUCUGGCUAUCAUGCCAACUACUGCGAGGGUGAGUGCCCGAGCCAUAUAGCAGGCACGUCGGGGUCAUCGCUCUCCUUUCAUUCAACCGUCAUCAACCACUACCGCAUGCGGGGGUACAGCCCCUUCUCCAACCUCAAGUCGUGCUGUGUGCCCACCAAGCUGAGGCCCAUGUCCAUGUUGUACUAUGACGAUGGGCAAAACAUCAUCAAGAAGGACAUUCAGAACAUGAUAGUGGAGGAGUGUGGGUGCUCGUAGAGGGCCCAGCCCAGGGGGAAUGGGAGCAAGAGUUGUCCAGAGAGGACGGUGGCAAAAUGAAGAAAUGUUUAAGGUUUCUAAGAAAAAACCAGAAAAAUAAGAAAUUUUAAAAAUAAUAAACUAGAAACAAAACCUGAAACAGAUAAAGGAAGAUGUGGUGGAAACAUUCCCUAUCCAGGGCUCAGAGAUGAAGCAGUGAAGGAGAUGGGAAUUGAGAAGGAAAGGCCGAACGGAGUAUCCUUCAUUUCUUCUGAUAUCAAAGUGAUAUCAGUCGUUUGAGCAGGAGUAUGGUCCUCUCCUUUUCAGUUCCCUCUCAGGGUGAGCCUGGAAGUCACCUUGUCUAGUCUGCAGUAACGUGGGCUGGCACCACCCAAAUAGCAUCUAUAGAAAGCCAUGAAUUUGAAAGGGCCGGUUACAGGCACUUUCCCACCCAGUUACCCAGGUUGUAAGGUAUGUCUGCGUGACCCUCUCUCUGUGUAUAUCAGUGUGCGUACACACACGCUACCCCUCCCCCCCACACACAUGCACACAUGCCACAGACCCCGCACACUCAGACACCCUCCCCAGACACACACACAGAGGCAUUUCUACACACCCACAUACAUCCACGUCCUGGUAAGAGAACAAUAGUGUGCAGGUGGUCACACUUCCUUUUUCUGCAACAAAACAAAACAAGACAAAAUAAAAGCCAACAAAAAAAAAUUGAGAACAAGACUAGAAGAGUAAAAGAUCAAGGAAAAAAGAAUACCAAGUUAUAUUUCGUUAAGGUGCUUAUGAUCCUAGAACUAUGCAACCUAAUAGGUUUGAAACUGUUUACCUGAGAGAGAACAAAAAGAGAGACUUUUUUGUAUUGGAAGUAACCUGAUUAAUUUUUAUUUUCUUCAAGGAGAGAUACUUGAAAGGAAUAUGUUUGUCCAUGUGUUGGAUCCAAACAUUUCUAUAUUUUGUAAAUGUUGUGUUUUCUUUUUAUUGUUUACUAUUUGCACUACAAUGGUGUUUGACCUGUCCAAUCCUUAUUUAACAAGUAUUUUCUUUGGGUGGGGGUGGGAGGGUUAAAAGCUGCACUUAAUGUGAGCUAUAAAAGAACUGCUACAGCACACAAAAUAGCUAUUUUUAUUAUUAUAAUUAUUAUUAUUAUUUUGUACCUUAAAAAUAGACACAUACACCAAAGACAUUUGUGUGAGCCUUUAAACAGUCUGUCUGUGGUUGGUUAUCAUUCACCAUCAAUGAGUCAGGGGUUGAGAUUCAAGGUUGAGUAGGGUAGAUUGUGUUCAGGCCUAAAAGACCUGAGAAGUUUGAUUUUUGACUCCUUUUAUAUCCAUGAAACAGGACAUUUCAUACUGGAUGUACAGUAGUUGUACACUGUUGGAUAUCAAGUUUAAUCAAAUUCAUGAAAUGCUACAUGCUUGUAUAUGUAUAUAUACAUUGCUUGUGCAUAUGCAUAUCUGUGUGUAUAUAUACAUGUAUUACAUCAUGUCCAUACACAUUUUAAGCACUUCAGGCUGUCAUUUUUUAAUGUUUUUAAAGAAAUGAAUGUUUGUGUGCAAAACACAGUAUUUUUAAGAAGGAAAGGUUAUAGUUUUUGUUUUUACUCUGAACUAGGUGGGCACAUUUCAAAAAAUUUGUUGGGAAAAAGCCUGGAAAUUCCAGGGAAUAUUCAGCAAGGCCCUCUUUCAAUGUACAGAGAUCCCCUCCUCUUCCUUGUCCCCCAUUCCCAUCCUACAAGUUAUUCCCUGCUGGAAAAACAGGAAACUCCUGUUCAUCAAAGCUCUAGGCUGAUUUUAUUUUUUGCAGUUUAUAUUUAUUAUCUAUUGGAAUCAAUCUUAAAUCAGAAGCUUUUCCAGAAAAAAUAUUUAAUUUUUAGUCCAGAAUAAAAGAGUUAAGUGCAAUUUUUAAAAAUGCUUAAGGCCUGAUUGUGAGAAAUAUUUGGGCUAAGUAAUGUCAUCACUAGUUAAAAGAUAAAUAAUUUGGGAGAGGGUAUUAAGAGAGUAGAACUAAGGAAGAGAAUAGUUAAGAGGAGGCAGGAAUGGGAGCAGGAGUAAAAACCCCUAGUAUAGCCCAAUUUCUUGAUGUAUAAGUUGGUAUGUAUUAAUUCAGAUGCAAAUAUCAAAGUACAUGCUUAAAGCUAAAUUCUUACUAGUUUAUUCAACAGUAUUUAGCUUGCCUAAAACAUCUCUAAGUUAAUCAUUUAUGUGCUUUUAAAAAAAUACAGAGCCUUAUUUUUACUGAUUUGUUUGCCAAAAUUUAAAAAUGCUAAUAAUUGGGGAAAAUUACAGUCAUUAAUGUUUUGUAUAAUAUUGAAACCUCAGCCCUAUGUCAAUUCAUAGGUUUUAAAAAUAAUUAACUGUAGAAAAUAAAAUAUUAGUGAGAAACCAAAUGUUACCAAAGGUGGUUUAGCUGUUGUAUUAAAUCAGUGUAUGGUAACACUAGGCUGUAUGUAGGCAAAUCACUUUAAUGCCAUUACCUGGCAGAUAUACUUACUACACUGUAGACAUUUACGAUUUCUUUUGCAGGAAACAGCAUGUACUGCACAAGAGUGGAUUCUAGUUAUGAGAGGGAGAGCAUGCACAAUUGGUGCUGACUUCCUCCCUCUUAACCACUCACCAGGAAGUCAGUCAGGUGGGGAAGUGGGUGAGGUGAGGAAAGUUUUAAGGAGAGGAGUAGGUGUCGAUGUUCAUAUUUUACAAAUUUUCAUAAAAAAAAGUUGAAUGUUGAGGGCCUUUUGAACUGCCUCUUAUUUGGUACUGGACCAAAAAUAGAGUGGGAGAGUGGGGAACCAAGUGCUAGUUCAUUAUGCAAUAGCAAAGAUGACCAAGGCCAUGGAUAAAGCAAGAGGUUACAAAAACAGUUGACAUACAUGCCAUAUGGAAUAUAUAUGCCAUGUUUUUAAGCCCUUUAAGUCCUCAACACAUUGGGGGUGAGAGGGAGUUUUGCUUGGUGGCCACAGUAAUUAUAAGCAGAGCAAAAUGAGAUUCCAUAUGAGAAUAUUUUAAUGGGAUGAUUUAUUUUAAAUUAAUUAGGUUAUCGCACACUUUUAAACUUUAACCUAUUUCAUUAAAUUUAAAUGGCCUUGAAAUAGAAAUUGCUAAUACCUUUAAUAAUCUUGGAAGAUAUGCAGCCUUGUGAACAACCAUACUUUUCAUGUAGCAGCAUGAGACCAAAAGAAAAAGCUUUUAAAUUCUACCGUAUUGGGUUUUUCAUAGUAUGUUUUCCUUGAUCUAAUCUUAGCAUCUCUCCAUUCUUUCUCUAGAGCUAAUUUCUAGGCUCUUAAAAAUCUACCCACACCAACUUUAAAAGCUCUGAAAAGCAUUUGUCACCAAAUAUCUUUGAAGAAUGGCAACUAUUUUGUACAUUGCAUUGGAACUUUUGCUCUUUUGCUAAAAAGUAAGACGAGUUUCAGCACACUGAGUUGGAAUUUUCUUGUCCCUGAAGACCAAUCAAUUUCUUAUUUAUUUAAGAUUGAUUCCACACUCUGUUUUCAAGGAGAGCGCCCGCAUUCUCCUCUUCUGUAGAGCAAGGGAACUUUUAUUUCACCCCCAUGGGACUGGACCUUGAGGUGGCUCUAAAAAAUGAGAACUAAAACGCCUCAGUUGUACUGAGCUUAGAUUCAAAUGAUCAUGUUCACUUGAAAAAAAAUAUUUCCUGUGGGCCUUUUGGCAACUCCCCUUUGCAAUGUAAAGAAAAACUUAGUCACCCUGAAAACCUACACAAUAAAUGAAACUUGUAGAUGUGGGCAGAAGGUUUGGGGGUGGACAUUGUAUGUGUUUAAAUUAAACCCUUUGUCACUGAGAAGCUGUUGUAUGGGGUCAGAGAAAAUGAAUGCUUAGAAGCUGUUCACAUCUUCAAGAACAGAAACAAACCACAUGUCUCAGCUAUAUUAUUUAUUUUUAUGCAUAGAGUGAAUCAUUUCUUCUGUAUUAUUUCCAAUGGGUUUUACCCUCUAUUUAAAUGUUUUGAAAAAACAGUGCAUUGACAAUGGGUUGAUAUUUUUCUUUAAAAGAAAAAUAUAAUCAUGAAAGCCAAGAUAACCUGAAGCCUGUUUUGUUUUAAAAGUUUUUAUGUUCUGUGGUUGAUGUUGUUUGUUUGUUUGUUUUUAUUUUGUUUAUUUUUUUGACAUACUACAUGCAGUUCUUUAACCAAUGUCUGUUUGGCUAAUGUAAUUAAAGUUGUUAAUUUAUAUGAGUGCAUUUCAACUAUGUCAAUGGUUUCUUAAUAUUUAUUGUGUAGAAGUACUGGUAAUUUUUUAUUUACAAUAUGUUUAAAGAGAUAACAGUUUGAUAUGUUUUCAUGUGUUUAUAGCAGAAGUUAUUUAUUUCUAUGGCAUUCCAGCGGAUAUUUUGGUGUUUGCAAGGCAUGCAGUCAAUAUUUUGUACAGUUAGUGGACAGUAUUCAGCAACGCCUGAUAGCUUCUUUGGCCUUAUGUUAAAUAAAAAGACCUGUUUGGGAUUUA